AUGAUCCGUACGACCGCGCUCCUCGCUCCUGCGAUCGGGGUCACCCUUUGCGGGGACUUGCUUCAAGCCUACCUCGUCAAUGCAAGUUGGACGUUCACAACGAACGCCCACAAGUGCGACGAGGAAGCAGUGCUGCUUCGGCGCGUGCUGUCACGCCCCAUCGAAAUCGACGACGACGGGCUCGGGAUGCUGGCCUCGACGAACGAGGUCGACGACGUUUGCGGAAGUUUUGUCGUCUCGGACAAGCUUCUCCCACCCCGCGCUCACGACUUCGAGUCCGAGCUUGGUCGAGAUCUCGAGAUCCAGGAGCUCCUCAUUCAACGCCGAAACUGCCCUGGUCUCACCACCUCCGCGUUCCAUGCCACCGCACGACACGCGCCUGUGGACCCCACGUCGAUGACCCCGAUCACGUCGACCUCGCCUACCCCUGCGGCCGAGUACGCUAUGACCGUCGCAUGGGCAGAACAGUCCUUCCUCGGCGAUGUCAUGGCACUACGUCGCAAGAUGCACGCCGCGUUGCGUGCCGACACCGAGGGACUAAGCCUUAGCGCCGGCAUCUACCGGGGCGACUUGCGCACGCUUCCGGCCCUCUUCGGCGACGAUGAAAGCUUCGAUGAUAUUGAGCCCCGGGCACUCGAGGUAGUCUUCCACCAACAGUGCUAUCGACCCCUCAACACGGCGACCACGACCAAGGAACUCGCCCAGGCCGUACUUGGAGUCGUCAAAGGUGAGCACGGGGAUCGACUGGGCGGCCUUGCGUUUGCGCUCCCUAGCCGACACGCCCAUUCCCAUGACAAUGCAGGACACCGAAACCUCUACACGCUGGGGUAUAUCCACCGGGAUAUAUCGUACGAUAACGCCGUCAUCGACCGCGACGGUGUUGGCACCCUCAUCGAUUAUCACCUCGCCGUCCCGCAUGAUCGACCUUGCACCGAGCUGCACCAUAGAAUACGAUCCGUGCGUCCUCCCCUCUGUGUGUUCCCCCGAAUAAACUUUCUGACCAGCACUAACCUUUGGACUAUACGACGUCUGACAGGGCACCUGGCCCUACCUCGCCUGCUCGAUCCUCGCCCAACCGAACGAGCCACUCGGUGUCGUCCACGAACGGUGGCACGACAUCGAGUCGCUCUUCUACGUCGUGAUGGAAUCUUCGUUCCGCGAGCCUUACCAGGGCAACAAUGAAGAGCUUGUCAUGACGCCAAAGGGUCAGAUUAUCUGGGGGGACUGGAAUCGGCCAGAAGCGCACGUAGUCUAUGAACUCAAAGAUAGGCUUCGCAAGGACCGGGCAUACAGAUCUGUACUCGAAGGCUGCGCACAUCGAUGGACGAACAUCAAGCAACUGGUCGAUAUCUUGCGACACCAUUGUGGUCUUGAUAACCAGUUCAAUAAUUUCGAGGUGGCUGCGGAAGAGGCCAAGCUGGGGGAGUUGUGGGGUCCGUCCGGGACGAUGUCCCACGAAGCUAUCAUCUCGGAGAUUGAGCGACUAAUUCCCUUGCUCUGA
Messenger RNA from Microbotryum saponariae, 1501 nucleotides. NCBI's taxonomy places the organism in Eukaryota, Fungi, Basidiomycota, Microbotryomycetes, Microbotryales, Microbotryaceae. The record is from the annotation of a GenBank genome assembly.